UAAAUCCAGAAAUGCCAGCCUGAAAAGGCCUGUGCAUCACUUCACAUCUCCCUCUUGUGUCCCUCUCUUCCUCUAUCUCUCAAUUUUAUCAAACCUCGCACAUUUCCCGAAAUAACCUGACCGAAGCUGCUUCGCUCCGUCGAUCAGUUGCCGGCGAGAUUCUCCGGCUGCAAUGUCUAGUUCACGCGCUUUUACUUCUCUACUGGCUGCAUUUCUGCUACUUCACUCAUUAGUAACUCUGGUUUCUGCUCAGGGAUCUACUAGCCGCUGGCAGACACUUAGCGGAAAUCCACCUUUAGUUGUUGCACGUGGAGGGUUUUCAGGGCUAUUUCCAGAUUCAAGCUAUUAUGCUUAUCAGUUCGCAUUGGAAACCAGUGUACCCGAUGUAAUUCUAUGGUGUGAUGUGCAGUUAACCAAAGAUGGAGUAGGGAUUUGUGCUCCUGAUCUCAGGCUGGAAAAUUCUACCAACAUUUCAAUUUUAAAUAAGUACAAGACUUACCUAGUUAAUGGUGUCCCCACUCGAGGAUGUUUUUCAGUGGAUUUCACUUUCAGUGAUUUAUCAUCUGUAGUCUAUACCCAGGGUGUCUAUUCUCGACCUAACAAAUUUGAUGGCUUGUCUCCAAUCCAGCAAGUUGAGAAUGUGGCUGCACUAAAACCAUCAGGCAUGUGGUUGAAUGUUCAGCAUGAUGCAUUUUUCACACAACACAAUUUGAGCAUGAGAAGUUACAUACUUGCUCUAUCUAGAAAAGUGGUUGUCAAUUAUAUCUCAUCACCAGAGGUGGUUUUCCUGAGAAGUAUUGCUGCACGAGUCAACCCUAAUGUGACAAAACUGGUCUUCCGCUUUCUAGGACCUAAUGAUUUUGAGCCUUCAACAAACCAGACUUACAGUUCUCUGUUGAAGAAUUUAACAUUUAUCAAGACAUUUGCCUCUGGAAUUCUUAUCCCUAAGGGUUACAUAUGGCCUGUUGAUGCAAGUCUUUACUUACAACCUCAUACUUCUGUUGUCCUGGAUGCACACAAGGCAGGGCUGGAAGUUUUUGCAUCAGAGUUUUACAAUGAUGUUCCAUUUAGUUUCAAUUACAGUUAUGAUCCAGUAUCUGAAUAUCUAUCUUUCAUCGAUAAUGGUGACUUCUCUGUUGAUGGUGUGCUAUCUGACUUCCCAAUAACUCUAUCAGGGGCAAUAGACUGCUUUUCUCAUUUAGGUAAAAAUGCUUCAGAAAAAGCAAAAGUUUUGGUCAUCUCAAAAAAUGGAGCAAGCGGAGAUUACCCUGGUUGUACCGACAAGGCAUACCAGAAAGCUAUUUCAGAUGGUGCAGAUGUUAUCGAUUGUCCUGUACAAAUGUCAAAGGAUGGAAUACCAUUUUGCCUAGGCUCCAUAAAUCUUAUUGACAGUACGACAGUUGCUCAGUCCAAAUAUAGCAACCUUUCAGCAAUAAUUCCAGAGCUCAAAACAGGCAGUGGAAUAUUUACCUUUAGCUUGACAUGGAGUCAGAUUCAGAGCUUGACGCCGGCAAUGGCAAACCCAUAUGCAAAAUAUGAAUUGUUCCGGAAUCCAAAGUUCAGAAAUGAUGGAAAGUUCUUAAGCUUGUCUGAUUUCCUGGCCCUGGCAAAAAACUCUAGUUCUCUCUCUGGUGUCUUGAUAAGCAUCGAGAAUGCAUCUUAUCUGAUAGAGAAGCAGCAAUUACCGGUAACUGAUGCAGUACUUGAUGCUUUGAGCAAAGCUGGUUAUGACAAGCAGAAUGCAAUGGAAUUAAUGAUUCAGUCAAGUAAUAGCUCUGUUCUGAUGAAGUUUAAGGAAAAAAAUAAUUACACUCUUGUUUAUAAGGUUGAUGAGAAUAUUCGAGAUGCUCUUGAUGCAACCAUUAAAGACAUCAAGACAUUUGCUGAUUCUGUGGUCAUCAGCAAGAGUUCUGUCUUUCCAGAUAAUGCGCUAUUCCUUACUGGUGUUACAGAUGUUGUGCCACGGCUAAAAUCAGCUGGGCUCCCUGUAUAUGUAGAGACCUUCAGCAAUGAAUUUGUAUCUCAAGCAUGGGACUUCUUCUCGGAUGCAAAUGUUGAGGUUAACACUUAUGUCAUGGAAGCCAACGUUAAUGGUGUUAUCACAGACUUCCCUCUAACAGCAAGUAGAUACAAAAGGAACCAUUGUUUAAAUUUGGGCAAGAACACACCUCCUUACAUGACCCCGGUUCCGCCAGGUGGUCUCAUGGAAAUAAUUCCGCGUGAAUUAUUGCCGCCAGCUGAGGCUCCUAACCCAGUGCUAACGGAGAACGAUGUGGCAGAGUCACCUUUGCCCUCCGUUAUUGCGAGGGUUCCAUCUUCCAGCCCAGGUGAUGGAACUGCACAAGCAGCAGCUCCAAGACCAAAUAGACAGCAUAAGAUUGCCGCAUGCUUCUUCCUUACAAAUCUGGCCAUUCUCUUCACUGUAUUUUCGCUACUUUAAAAAUCGAAAAAGUCAGCUCUGCCUAAGAUCUUCCUGCGCCUUUCUAUUGACAGUCUAUUUGCGGUGCUUUAUUUUUGGUUUAUUGUUGUAGGAAUGUUCAUUCUUCCCCUUGUAUUUUGGAGAGAAACAAAGUCAAGGCAGAAUUCAUUACCCGUGUAAGAUAUAUUUAUAUUCUUUGGUGUGUAUCAUUGAGAGAAGUUAAGAGGCAUGGACUGAAUAUACCCAUGGAUUGAUCA
This is a messenger RNA of Hevea brasiliensis (rubber tree), 2676 nucleotides long. Its product is annotated as glycerophosphodiester phosphodiesterase GDPDL3. Lineage: Eukaryota; Viridiplantae; Streptophyta; Magnoliopsida; Malpighiales; Euphorbiaceae. The transcript has 9 exons. The coding region runs from base 173 to 2440 and encodes 755 amino acids. Gene Ontology annotation, molecular function: glycerophosphodiester phosphodiesterase activity. Gene Ontology annotation, biological process: lipid metabolic process. The record is from RefSeq and is a predicted model, not a curated record.